Aspergillus mulundensis is the source of this 720-nucleotide messenger RNA. Its product is annotated as spindle checkpoint protein MAD2. Gene Ontology annotation, biological process: mitotic spindle assembly checkpoint signaling. Bases 1 to 720 code for a protein of 239 amino acids. The record is from RefSeq and is a predicted model, not a curated record. Gene Ontology annotation, cellular component: kinetochore; nucleoplasm; cytoplasm. The transcript is spliced from 6 exons. Lineage: Eukaryota; Fungi; Ascomycota; Eurotiomycetes; Eurotiales; Aspergillaceae.
AUGGCAACCUCAAAGGACAAGUCCAAGGUCCACAAGCUCUCCAUCAAAGGUGAGCGUUCUUCUGUCCCCCGCAUCUUCAAAGACUCACAAGCCAUAGGAUCUUCGAAGCUGGUGGCUGAAUUUUUCGAAUACUCGAUCAACUCAAUCCUUUUCCAGAGAGGGGUGUAUCCUCCGGAGGACUUCACGACUGUAAAGAAGUAUGGCUUGAACAUGCUCGUUACCGCCGAUGACCAGGUGAAAGCGUACAUCAAGAAAAUCAUGUCUCAAUUGAACAAAUGGAUGCUGGGCGGCAAAAUAUCCAAGCUUGUCGUGGUGAUCACAGACAAGGAGACUGGGGAGCACGUCGAACGGUGGCAGUUUGACGUGCAAAUAUUCGGCAAACACAAGAGUCAGUCGACCAAGAAGUCGGGCGAUAAAGAGAACGAUUCCCCUGGUGACGCCGGCCAGCCCGAAACCGUGGAGAAAACAGAAAAGCAAAUUCAAGAAGAGAUCCAAGCUAUUUUCCGACAGAUCACCGCUUCAGUCACAUUCCUUCCUGUCUUGGAUGGAGAUUGCACAUUCAACGUUCUGGUAUAUGCAGAUGCGGAUUCGGAUGUGCCCGUUGAAUGGGGCGACAGCGAUGCCAAGGAUAUUAAGAAUCCUGAGAAGGUUCAGCUCCGGAGCUUCAGCACCAACAACCACCGGGUAGAGACGAUGGUCAGCUACCGUCUUGCUGAUUAG